AUGCGACCCGAGCCCCAGCUCCGCGCCCUCGCGGACCUCGCCUCCGGGCUCGCCGGCGAUGCCCGCCUCGACGACUUCGCCACCGUGGCGGAUCAGGUGGUCGCCUCCGGCGCCGAGGUCUCGCUGUUCGUCGCGGAGCUGGACGUCGAGCUCGUGGGGAAGGGGGGGAUUGCACCGGCAAAGGUCGUUGACGGCGCGGCAAUGGAUUUGCUGGGAAAGGAGUGUGAGCGGUUGAUGGACUGCGGCGAUGCGAAGUCAUUGGUUCAGGUGAUGGAGAUUCUCGCAGGUUUCAAAUUUCCAGUCAGAGAGCUAGCGAAACCUGCUAAUGUAAUAAGAGUGUUAAUUGAUCAACGGAGUCCGAAUUUGGCCAUUAGAUAUGCAUGCAUCUUUCCACAUGCACAAAUAUUGUUCUGCACUAUCAUACACGAAUUUGGGAAGAAAGGGAUCUGGUAUCUGCAUUGA
This is a messenger RNA of Eucalyptus grandis, 462 nucleotides long. RefSeq names its product pentatricopeptide repeat-containing protein At5g02830, chloroplastic-like. NCBI's taxonomy places the organism in Eukaryota, Viridiplantae, Streptophyta, Magnoliopsida, Myrtales, Myrtaceae. Bases 1 to 462 code for a protein of 153 amino acids. The transcript has 4 exons. The record is from RefSeq and is a predicted model, not a curated record.